AUGCAGAAGAGAAAGAAUUCCUGGGCAGCCUUUGUGGGAGGAGGCAACAAGAAGGGGGAGAAAAUGACUGGGGAAAAUGCAAGAAUACUGCCCAAGGCCACACAUGAGGAGAGAAAGAAGCAGGAGGCAAAAAGGAAAGGGAAAUUGAAAACCGUGGCAGGCAAAUUGCUGAAGACUGUGGUUGGCGGGAAGGAAACGGUGCAGAAGGCUGGCGCUGAGGAUGUGGCAGGGAAUUUGCUGAAGAGGCCAAGCAGUAGGAAAGGAGAGGAGAGAGGGACUCCUGCAGAGGAAACCAUCUGCAGACUCAUUGAGCAAGGAAAAUUUUUGGAAGCUUGUGAUCAAAUUCAUAAUCUGGAGCAUUCUGGAGAUGAUGGAAUGGGGAAGUCUGAAUCACUUUAUGAGCUGCUGGCUGAACGAAUGUGGACUGUAGUGGGAGAAGCACUCAGUGGAGGUGACAGGAUGCUCCUGGAGCCGUUGCAGUCAGUGGGGGAAUCACUGAAGUGGGAGAAGCAGAAGGAAGCAGAGUGGCUUGGCAACAGCCUAGAGACAGACUCUGUUUCCACCUGGAGCCCAAACUUCUGGAGAAAAGAUCUGGAGGAAAAGCUAAUGCAGUACAUGACAGCCCAGAUUCCCCUGCUUGAUUCCUCUACUGACACCAAUGAGACUGCCCUGAAACAGCACCUGAGUCACCUGGAAAGGACAUUUGUCCCCAGCCUCGAGCACAGAAGUGAUGUCUUCAGGGAAGCAGGACUGCUCGUCACCUAUGCCCGCUGCUGUCAUGCCUCCUUGUGCUCUCACCUUGCCACACUUACUGACAGAAACUGUUUCAGCUUCAGCCAGAGCCUUUUAAUUUAUGAAUGGAUCAUUAAAAUGUACAAAAGAGGCAGCCAGGCCUGUGAGAGACCCGGGCACAGCCUUUCCCUUGGUGCACAGUGCCUCGUGUGGAUCCUUUUGAAGACUGAGGAAAAGUUACUUGCAACAGCACGGAAGGAAGUGGGGAGAGCACUGAAAGAAGCCUUUGAUAUUGGGAAACCCCCUUGGGCAGAUGCUGCAGUCAUUGAGAUACUAACAGAGAAGACAGAGGCUGCCAGGCAAGUAAGCGAGAGCCUGGGGGAGAAGGUGGAAGCUGAGUGCCUGGAGGAGUGCCUGAGGUUCCUAGAGAGCUAUGAAGAUGAAGUGAGAAGUUUUAUCCAGCUUGAUGGCUGCUCACAGAUCUACAGCAGCUUACGAAUCCUGGAGAGUUGCUGCCUUCUCAGAACUGUCUGGCAUAAGCUAACAUACAUUUGCAGUGUCAGCACUGAGCAGAAUGUUAAGGUGAAUGGAUUUCUACACAGGAUGGAAGAUGAUAUUAUGGAGCAUUUUCUGCAAACCAUCACUACUAAAGUCAAGGGAACACUGAAGGACCACUUCAAAAAGUGUGACAGUGGUUUUGACCACAUCCUUGAAUCCUUAAAGCAAAGCUUUUUGAUCUUUGGGAAGAAAAAAACAGAUAUAUAUGAGGCCCUGCUCAAGGCUGUCAAUGCCAUCAUUAUUACAGAAUACAUGCAGGCCCUCCUGACCACUCCCAGGAAAACAUCUGCUGUGCAGAGGAGGAGGAUUGUCAACAAGAUAGAAGAAGAUCAUGGGAUGAUGCAAACCAUCUUUAAAGAGUGCUUAGGUCCUGCAGCUGGCUCUCUCAACGAUCCAAUAAAAGCAAUUUUAGAGCUUCUUCAAACUUCUGAUCCUGAGGGGAUGAAGAUAGCACUUCUGCCCAUUCUAAAAGAAUUUCCUGACCUCAGGAAGGACCAUCUGAGUGCAGUGCUGGACAUCAAAGAUUCACUCAGCCGAGAUGACAGAGCUGCUCUCUUGAAGGCAUUUCAUGAUAAUUGCAGGGAAUCAGAAACAGAAGCAAACUUGCUUUUUGCAGAUAUAGAAGUAAAACCUAGAAAAUGUGGACUCUGUGGCUGCCUCUGCUGUUAGCAAAGGCCUGCUGGGAGAAACAAGAGGCCUUGCUCUGCUGUGCUAGUGUCUGCCACC
This is a messenger RNA of Melozone crissalis (California towhee), 2016 nucleotides long. RefSeq names its product exocyst complex component 3-like protein 2. The record is from RefSeq and is a predicted model, not a curated record. Gene Ontology annotation, biological process: exocyst localization; exocytosis. Gene Ontology annotation, molecular function: SNARE binding. The transcript is spliced from 12 exons. Lineage: Eukaryota; Metazoa; Chordata; Aves; Passeriformes; Passerellidae. Bases 1 to 1959 code for a protein of 652 amino acids. Gene Ontology annotation, cellular component: exocyst.